AUGCAACUCCCUCCAAAUUGCGAGAUUUUAGAUUAUGGCUCAUUUGCUGAUACAUCUUCUUUGCUCAAACUCGAGUUGCCUGAUUCGGUAAGAACUAUUGCUGGUUAUCAUAGCGUUUAUUAUAGAGUUUUUUCAUAUAGCGGAUUAGAAGAGAUAAAAAUUAAUCCAACAUCGAAAUUGACCACCAUUGGAAGUGAUUGUUUUACUGGGUCUCGCUUGAAGUAUUUCUAUUUUCCGGAGUUUUGCACAAAUGUGGUAUUUUCUGCUUUCCAAGAAUGCCCUAUUAUUGAAUUUUCCUUCCAUCCGAAUAAUAAAAAGUUCAAAACAGAUGGAACAAGUAUAUUCAUCGGAGAUAAUAAUAACACAUUGUUAUUUGUGAGUUCUGGCCUGACAGGAACAUAUACAGUUCCCAGUUUUGUGACAAGAAUUGAAGAUUCAUCUAUAAGAGGAGGAAAACUCUCAAAAUGUAUCUUCGGACCUCAAAUUACAUAUGUUGGUUCAUGGAUUUUGGGUUUAAAUAAAAUCACUGAAUUUGAAUUUCCUCCACAGAUGACAUCUGUUGCUGAAGCAAUGUUCUAUAGCUGCAGUUCUUUGACAACGGUGAAAUUCACUGAUUCAAUAGUUUCGAUUCAAAGGCUUGCUUUCGCUUUCUGCAGUUCAUUAAAAAACUUGACUUUACCAUCAAAAUUAAAGUCAAUUGGGAAUAGUGCUUUUGCAAAAUGCACUGCUCUAAAAACAUUGACACUUCCUGCAGGAUGUGAUCAAAUAGGUGAUGGUGUUUUCAGUGAGAUUUCGAUAACAAUCAAUUCAUUGAAUCCCGAGAUCCAAAUAGAUAAUUAUGUUAUGUAUAAAAACAAUCGUCAGACUAUCACAGCAUAUCUCGGAUCUGAUGCCUCAUCAAAUAUUGUAAUCAACAAGAGCUGCACAUUAAUUGGCUCAGGCGCAUUUCAAUCAAAGACAUUUUCACAAGUUACAUUUGACAACAACGAAAUGAUCAACAUCUCUUCUUAUGCAUUUGCUUCAUCAACGAUCAAAUCAAUAACAUUUCCAUCCGGAUUAAAGAAGAUUGAACAAUAUGCAUUCAGCAAUUGUAACAACCUUGUUCGUGUUUCAUUUCAAGGUUCCCAAAUUACAGAGAUUCCUGAUUAUUGCUUUUACCAAUGUCCUUCAUUGUCACAAAUUGUUCUCCCAUCUUCAAUCACAAAGAUCGGAAACUAUGCAUUCCGAGAAUCUCCAGUCAUUGGCGACAUCGGAAUAUCAAAUCUUAAUAGUCUUUCGAGCAUUGGCAUUUAUGCAUUCUAUCAAAGAGGUCUUACCACAGCAGACAUCUCAAGCCAAAGCCACACUAUUGGCAUGCAAGCAUUUGCACAAUCUAAACUUGAGAAUCUUACUAUUGCAUGCAACAUUUCGCAACAACUUUGCCAGCGCUGUACAUCCUUGAAGAAUUUACAAAUGAAGAGUGGUGUUGGAUAUAUCGAUGUUUAUGCAUUUGAUGGUUGCUCGUCUCUCACAGGUUUCACCAUUCCGAAAACACUUACUAAAAUACUUAACUUUGCAUUUCAAUCUUGUUCAUCACUAUCCAACAUCCGAAUGGUUUCGGAUUGCACAUUGAACUAUUGUGCAGGUGGUGCCUUCUAUGGCUGUUUCAAUCUUAAGACAAUCACACUUAACCCUAACGACAACAAAUAUUUGUUUGAGAACGGUGCACUCACAGAUCGCGACCAGACUAUCUUAUACUUCUUCCUACCAUACAGUGGUGUCAAGAACUUUGCUGUUCCUACCGAGAUGAUCACUAUUGGCAACUGUGCAUUCAUGGGUAGUCCAUCUCUUCAACGAGUUUUCUUCAGUGGCAUCAAGCUCCGAGAGAUCGGCUACCAAGCGUUUAAAGACUGCAUAAAUCUCAAUUUCAUCUUCUUCUCAUCAUCCAGUCUCACUAAGAUUGAUAACGAAGCAUUCGAUGGCUGUCCUUAUCUUAAGAAAUGCGGCUCAUUUCAAGCACCGACAGCACUUCAAGAGAAACUUAUUUCCAUCAAUAUCCCAAAGACUGCAUUUUCCGAUGAUUGUGAUCUAUCAAUAACUUGCAAACCUAUCAUGCGAUUUUCAUUCUCACUAGCAGUUCUUACACUUUUUAUUUUAAUGUAA
This is a messenger RNA of Trichomonas vaginalis G3, 2142 nucleotides long. Its product is annotated as protein ubiquitination. NCBI's taxonomy places the organism in Eukaryota, Parabasalia, Trichomonadida, Trichomonadidae. The transcript has a single exon. Bases 1 to 2142 code for a protein of 713 amino acids. The record is from RefSeq and is a predicted model, not a curated record.